AUGUCAAAGAAUUUUUCAAUAUAUAUUGUAUUAUGGCUUUUAAUUCAAUUAUUAAUUGAAAUAAAUUGCCAAACAGCUACACUUAUUGAUGAUAAAUUAUAUAUCGUGGACGGAAGAAAUUUUAAUAAAAAAUUUAUUUACCUUGAUGUGUCUAUUCCAUUUAAUACUCAAAAUAUAUUAUGGCAUGAAUUGACGACCAUUGUUCCAGAACAUGUUGCUGCUGCUUCUGUUAAAGGUGGUGCAAAUAAUAAAACCUUGUUUUUAUAUGGAGGAACAGCUUAUAAUGGUGCAGUAAUGGCUUUAGUUUAUGCAUUUAAUACUCAAAAUAAUUCAUGGAGUAUUCCAAAAUUACCUGAAGGGAUUAUUAUGAGAAGAGAUAAUUUAAAAGGCAUCGUUGAUGAUAAGGGGUUAAUGUAUUUGUUCGGAGGACGCUUAGACGGAGUUCGUUAUAAUGAUAUGUUUAUUUUAGAUACAAUUAAUUUAGAUGUUAAAAUAGGAAGUUCCAUUAAUGCACCUUCUCCUAGAAGUCUUUAUGGAGCUGCUUUAUUAUCAAAUCACUUCAUUAUUUAUUUAGGUGGUUUGGGUAAUGAUGGAGUUAAAGCAUCUUUAAAAAAGGUCAACUUAUAUGACACUAUCAAUAAUAGCUGGAGUACUCAAAUAACAUCGGGUACGAUUCCUUCUGAUAGAUAUGCUCUUUCUGCUGUUCUUGGAUUGGAUGGGCAACGAAUAAUAAUUUUUGGAGGUAUUGGACUCCAAGAUUCGCUUUAUGUUUUAGACAUCAUAAAUUACGAAUGGCAACUUCCCAAAACUACUGGAAAAAGUCCAAGUUCCAGACGAUGGCAUCAAGCAAAUGUAAUUGGAAAAUAUAUGGUUAUAUCAUUUGGAUAUGACCCAAAUAUAGAAAAUGAUAUUUUAUUACUUGAUAUUAGUAAUAAUGAAGAAUUUGUUUGGACGAACGAAUUUGAACUAAUGUUUAUAACAACUGAUCCUUCACCACCAAAUGGUACAUCAACAGCAGGUACACUAUCAAUAUCAUCAAUGAUUGGUAUAUCUAUAGGAUCAUUAGUCGGUGGUAUUUUACUAUUAUUUGGAGGUUUCUUUUUAUAUAAAUGGAAUAAAAAUAAACAACUUCUGCUUAGAGCAUAA
Messenger RNA from Funneliformis caledonium, 1146 nucleotides. NCBI's taxonomy places the organism in Eukaryota, Fungi, Glomeromycota, Glomeromycetes, Glomerales, Glomeraceae. The record is from the annotation of a GenBank genome assembly.